This is a messenger RNA of Hydra vulgaris (swiftwater hydra), 931 nucleotides long. Its product is annotated as p53 and DNA damage-regulated protein 1. The record is from RefSeq and is a predicted model, not a curated record. Lineage: Eukaryota; Metazoa; Cnidaria; Hydrozoa; Anthoathecata; Hydridae.
AACACAUUUGUAUUAAAGAUUAGUGGCCAAAUCAAAGAAAAAGUAAAAAAAAAAAAAAAAAAAAUUGGAUCUGCACUAAAAACUAAGAUGCUGAAAUGAUUUUUUUUGUUUGUUUUGCGCUAUCUCUUCAUGCUGCUAUUGAAGCAUCCUUAUUCCAGGUCAAGUCUUCUGGGUAUUGUUUUUUGUUUGCGCAAAUAUUUGAGAAAAAAAGAGAAUUUGUUGGUGGCUGCACAUCUCUAUGCUGGUCUUUUAUUUUUAUACAGUUUGCGCUUUCAUUUGUAACAUUUUACAUUACACUUUUUCCAUUUCAAAUUAGACAUGCUGAUUGGUUUAAAAUCAAGAUAUGUUUUUGGACUUAUACAUGUGCUGCUAUUACCAAUGCAGUGAUAUUCACCUGGGGAUUUUAUUAUGUUUGCAACUCUUUAGAGCACACACCAAGAUGUACAGACGAGGCUGUGUUUAAUUUAGAGUUUAAGUAUUUUACUCCGAAGUAUGUGGAUGGUGGAAGGUUUGUUUCUGUAUUCUUUAGAAUCAUUAUAUCAGUUUGGUCGAACAUUUUUUUAUGGUUUUUGUUUUGUUGGUUGAGCUUCAAAAAUAAACAUUUUAAUGCUAUAUAAGUAUAAUUCAUGCCAACCAAGAAAUGUUAAGCUUCGAAAAAAAAAUAAUUUAAGAUGGAAUGUCCACAUCUAAAUAUGGAUUUGCAAAGAUCUAAAUAUGGAGUUGCAGAUUUUUAAUAUAGAGUUGUUCUUUACUUACUUUUUAACUUUCGAAAAUUACGAAAAACAGAGAAGUAUAGAUAUUUUCACGCACACGCAAGAAAACACACGUAGAAGAGAUACGCAUACAUAAAAUUCAUCUGUAUUUAUUAGCUUUUAUCUAAAAAAAAUAUUACUUUUUUAAAAACGAAAAUAAAAAAACUAUUAAUUUGUAA